AUGGGUGCAACCUCAAAUGCAACUGCUCGCUUGCAGACUGUCAGAACCUCACGGAGUGGGGCUCGAAAGCAGCGUGCAAAGGCAACAACAAGCACAUCCGCGGUCUCGAAAAGGAAGCGAACUGCUGAUGAGGAAACAAUAACAACGACGACCACGACCACUACCACCACUAGAAGAUUGCAAAAGGCUGUUUCUGACACCACCAAUUUACAUAAACUCAGGGAUGUUGGUCGUACCGAGCAGUCCUCCACUCGCCCGGGAAAAAAGCCCAGGGCGCAAGCGCCCAGUGAAGAGCGUCGAGAGCGUAGAUUCAGGCCCCAUGCCCCGGUAUCCUUCAAAGAGAGGGCUGCACGUGCAAUGAGUCAACGCAUGUUUAUUGUUGGGCAUACCGUCAAUCUCGUAGACGGAGUUCUGAUUAUGAGCUUCGACAUUGUCGGGACCACUGGCAACAUCUACAAAACCACUAUUGGGAAGGUGCCAACCUGCGACUGUCCAGAUGCACGCAAGGGUAAUCAAUGCAAGCAUAUUUGUUAUGUGUUGAUCAACGCCCUCAAAGCGCCGGCGGACCUUCAGUACCAGCUGGCAUUUCUAUCAUCCGAACUGCGGGCGAUAUACAACGGUUCCCCGCUCAGCAAAGAGCAAGCCACAGAGGACAACGCUGGCAACAGAAAACCGAUCGAGGGAGACUGUCCAAUAUGCUUCAUGGAAUUCGAGCCCCAAAGAGAGGACAUUGUGUGGUGUCGAGCUGCAUGCGGGAACAACAUUCACAAGGCUUGCUUUCAGCAAUGGGCUGCCACCCAGCAGGCACAGGGUGUCAGAUGUGUCUAUUGUCGUUCACCCUGGCAGCCGGAUACCGAAAAUGUGAAUGUGGAGGAGCUCUCCCGCCAAGGCAAAUUCAGUCGGGAUGGAUAUGUCAAUGUGGCACGGCACUUUGGUCUCUCAGGCCGUCGCGACGUUUCAAGCUACCAUCCUUUCUGGGUGCGCCGACAGCAGCACCAGCACGAGGACGACUGGGAUUACGAUGACUAUUGA
Molecule: messenger RNA, 1032 nt
Organism: Aspergillus fijiensis CBS 313.89
Lineage: Eukaryota; Fungi; Ascomycota; Eurotiomycetes; Eurotiales; Aspergillaceae
Exons: 6
Coding region: 1-1032 (343 amino acids)
Molecular function (GO): zinc ion binding; ubiquitin protein ligase activity
Source: RefSeq, a predicted model, not a curated record